Molecule: messenger RNA, 1317 nt
Organism: Gigantopelta aegis
Lineage: Eukaryota; Metazoa; Mollusca; Gastropoda; Neomphalida; Peltospiridae
Product: IQ motif and ankyrin repeat domain-containing protein 1-like
Biological process (GO): regulation of barbed-end actin filament capping
Cellular component (GO): cytoplasm; nucleus
Molecular function (GO): protein binding
Source: RefSeq, a predicted model, not a curated record
AUGCCUCCAAAACCUCAGUCAACGAAGAAACCAGUCAGUAAGCCAACAGUCACAACAGCAGCCACUAAAGGUGGAGCUGGGGCCAUCAAGGGAGGUAGUGGUGGACUAGGUCGUGGACGAGGAGGAUCACAAACAAAUGGCACUAAGAAAAGUGCUAUUAAUCCACCUGGGUACCUGGAAAGAAAGUGGGGGCAAAAGAAACAGGAAUAUGAAGACACAAUUGAGAGAUUGCAAAGAGAAGCAUUUGUACAAAUAGUUCGAAUGGAACAAGAAAGAGCAGUAAGGAGGAGAAAGAGAGGAAGAGUUAGAAGAAAGAGAAGAGAAGAAGCAGCUCGUGUUAAACAAAUGCUUGAAGCUGCUUUUGAUGGUGACAAUGAUGAGAUUAAUAAAUUACUGCAAGAGGUACUUGUUCAUUCUUCCACUGGAGAUGCUAUUAUUAAGAGAUUACAAUACAAGUUAAUUGAUUGUACUGAUCCUAAUCACAAUACUCCGAUAUCUGAAGCAGCUGCUGGAGGCCAUUCUGAGACAAUUAAGUUGUUAGUAUCUUUAGGGGCAAACCCUAAUGGAAAAGGUCAGUAUGGGCGUACACCUCUUUACAGAGCUGCCUUUGGUGGUCAUGGUGAAGCUUUAAGGUUACAAAUUGAGAUUAAAGAAGCUGAGAAGGAACAUUCAGUAAAACAGAAAGAGCUACAGGCUAUUCAUGAUGCAGAAGAACACUUGGAAAGAUGCAAAAUUGCAGCAGACAAUGCAAGGGAGAAACUUCAACAGGUGAGCAAAUGCAUUAGAUUUGGAAGAAGAAGUAGAAAGACUGAUGUUGUUAUAAACAUACGAGAGCUGGAUGAUGUAUUAAUGAAAGAUGUUGGAGACAAAAUAGCACAGAGCAAUAAGUGGCCAUUGAUUAUUGAUCCUAGCAAACAGUGCACUACAUUCUUAAGAUAUAGAGAUACUAACUAUUUGAGUGUAGUCAAUCCGAAACACAUGGAGCCUGAGAUUAUUAGAAUGAAUCUACUUGGUGCUAUCAGGUUUGGCAAGUUUCUUGUACUAGAUUUACUGGAUAUUGAAGACAUGUGGCCAGUGGUAAUAAUGAAGUUUGAACAAGUCCAACAGAACCUGCUACCCUCGCUCUUAAACAAAGAUUUUUUAAAGGAAGAAAGGUAUCUCAAGUUGAUUUGUGAGGGAGAUGGUGAAUUAUAUUCAGCUACUCAGUUUCUAUCUGCCAGGAUUGGCAACUUCAAGCUGGUUAUUUUGACACAGUUAUCUAACCCUCCAGUUGAGAUAAAGGAGAUCUCCCCUAAAGUGGCUGCUCUUCACCUUUGA